This is a messenger RNA of Tupaia belangeri chinensis (Chinese tree shrew), 3661 nucleotides long. RefSeq names its product adaptor related protein complex 3 subunit beta 2 (gene AP3B2). The transcript has 26 exons. NCBI's taxonomy places the organism in Eukaryota, Metazoa, Chordata, Mammalia, Scandentia, Tupaiidae. Gene Ontology annotation, biological process: vesicle-mediated transport; intracellular protein transport. The record is from RefSeq and is a predicted model, not a curated record. Gene Ontology annotation, cellular component: membrane coat; AP-3 adaptor complex. The coding region runs from base 15 to 3458 and encodes 1147 amino acids.
GGACCUGAUGUCCAAUGCAGCGGUUCUUGCAGCUCCCGGGAGCUGUGGUGAGGCCGGGGGGCCGAGGGGCUGACGGGGCUGAUCAGGAGGCGUCCAGCCCUGUGCUGGGUCCUGAAGGCGGCCCCCCGCCAUGGUACCAGGCCCUACAGCCUGAGGAGCUUCGGAGGCUGCAGGCCCCCGAGGAAGACACAACCCCAGAAGCACCCUUGGAAGGACCUUGCCCAGAGGCUGGCCAGGGCCAGGGUCAGAGCCAGAACCAGAACCAGAGCCAGAGCCAGAGCCAGCCACUACGGCAUGACGACCUGAAGGAGAUGCUGGACACCAACAAGGAUUCCCUCAAGCUGGAGGCCAUGAAGAGGAUUGUGGCGAUGAUCGCCCGUGGGAAGAACGCCUCAGAUCUGUUUCCCGCGGUGGUGAAGAACGUGGCCUGUAAGAACAUAGAGGUGAAGAAGCUGGUCUACGUGUACUUGGUACGCUACGCCGAGGAGCAGCAAGACCUGGCUCUGCUGUCCAUCUCCACCUUCCAGCGUGGCCUGAAGGACCCCAACCAGCUGAUCCGUGCCAGUGCCCUGCGUGUCCUCUCCAGCAUCCGUGUGCCCAUCAUAGUGCCCAUCAUGAUGCUGGCCAUCAAGGAAGCAGCCUCGGACAUGUCGCCUUACGUGCGGAAAACAGCAGCCCAUGCCAUCCCUAAACUCUACAGUUUGGACUCUGACCAGAAAGAUCAACUGAUAGAAGUCAUCGAGAAGCUCCUGGCCGACAAGACCACGCUGGUCGCGGGCAGCGUGGUGAUGGCCUUCGAGGAGGUCUGCCCGGAGCGCAUCGACCUGAUCCACAAGAACUACCGCAAACUCUGCAACCUGCUCAUCGACGUGGAGGAGUGGGGCCAGGUGGUCAUCAUCAGCAUGCUGACCCGCUAUGCCCGCACGCAGUUCCUGAGCCCCACCCAGAACGAAUCCCUGCUAGAGGAGAACCCUGAGAAAGCCUUCUACGGCUCAGACGAGGAUGAGGCCAAGGCCCCGGGCUCGGAGGAGGCGGCCAGCACGGCACUGCCUGCCCGAAAGCCCUACGUCAUGGACCCCGACCGCUCCCUCUUAUUUUACCACGUCCUCAGCCCACCCUUCCCCACGCUGGCCCCAGUCCUAACGUCUCUGCUCCCCACUGUUCCCCUCCACUCAAUCUUUGGCCCACCUUUAUUUCCCCCAUCCACCACCUCCUGCCCAAACCGAGGGGCCCAGGGCCCUCUGACCUGUCCUCUCCGCAGCGAGGUGCAGUAUGUAGUACUCCAGAACGUGGCCACCAUGUCCAUCAAACGCCGGGGUAUGUUUGAGCCCUACCUGAAGAGCUUCUACAUCAGGUCCACCGACCCCACCCAGAUCAAGAUACUGAAGCUGGAAGUGCUGACCAACCUGGCCAACGAGACCAACAUCCCUACCGUCCUACGGGAAUUCCAGGUACAGGCAAGGGGCAUGGACAGGGACUUUGUGGCAGCCACGAUCCAGGCCAUCGGACGCUGUGCGACUAACAUAGGCCGAGUCCGCGACACCUGCCUCAACGGCCUGGUGCAGCUACUGUCCAACCGCGACGAACUCGUGGUCGCAGAGUCAGUGGUCGUCAUCAAGAAGUUGCUGCAGAUGCAGCCGGCGCAGCACGCAGAGAUCAUCAAACACCUGGCAAAGCUCACGGACAACAUCCAGGUACCCAUGGCCCGAGCCAGCAUCCUGUGGCUCAUUGGGGAGUACUGCGAGCACGUCCCCAGGAUUGCACCUGAUGUCCUGAGAAAAAUGGCCAAGUCAUUCACAGCGGAGGAGGACAUCGUCAAGCUGCAGGUCAUCAACCUGGCGGCCAAGCUCUACCUGACCAACUCUAAGCAGACCAAGCUGCUGACCCAGUAUGUGCUGAGCCUGGCCAAAUACGACCAGAACUAUGACAUCCGCGACCGAGCGCGCUUCACGCGGCAGCUCAUCGUCCCUUCGGAGCAGGGUGGGGCCCUCAGCCGCCAUGCCAAGAAGCUCUUCCUGGCACCCAAACCCGCCCCAGUCUUGGAGUCAUCCUUCAAAGACCGGGACCACUUCCAGCUGGGCUCCCUGUCCCACCUGCUCAAUGCCAAGGCCACAGGCUAUCAGGAGCUCCCAGACUGGCCAGAGGAAGCCCCAGACCCAUCUGUGCGCAACGUGGAGGUCCCGGAAUGGACCAAGUGCUCCAAUCGGGAGAAGAGGAAGGAGAAGGAAAAACCUUUCUACUCGGACUCUGAGGGGGAGUCGGGCCCCACGGAGUCCGCAGACAGCGACCCUGAGUCCGAGAGCGAGUCGGACAGUAAGAGCAGCAGCGAGAGCGGCUCUGGGGAGUCCAGCAGUGAGUCUGAGAAUGACGAUCAGGACGAGGAUGAGAAGGGGAGAGGCAGCGAGAGCGAGCAGAGUGAGGAGGGUGGGAAGAAGAAGACGAAGAAGAAGAAGAAGGUGUCAGAGGGACAGGGCGAAGCCUCGUCCUCGGAGGAUGGCAGCGAUUCCAGCAGCAGCUCAUCAGAGUCCGAGGAGACGUCAGAGUCGGAGGAGGAGCAGGAGCGACCUGCCUCCUGGAGGAGGAAGACGCCUCCCAGCAGCAAAAGUGCCCCGGCAGCCAAAGAGAUCUCCCUGCUGGACCUAGAGGACUUCACCCCUGCCAGCGUCCCACCUGUGUCUCCCCCCACGGUUGUGUCCACCAGUCUGGCCACUGACCUGGAGGGCCUGACUCUCACAGACUCCUCCCUGGCGCCCUCGCUGCUGAGCCCAGUGUCGGGUGCCGGGAGGCAGGAACUGCUGCACCGGGUGGCUGGCGAGGGGCUGGCUGUGGACUACACCUUCAGCCGCCAACCUUUCUCUGGGGAUCCCCACAUGGUGUCUGUGCACAUCCACUUCUCCAACAGCUCCGAUACCCCCAUCAAGGGCCUGCACGUGGGCACCCCUAAACUGCCUGCUGGCCUCAGCAUCCAGGAAUUUCCUGAAAUUGAGUCCCUAGCUCCUGGAGAAUCUGCCACUGCUGUCAUGGGCAUCAACUUCUGUGACUCCACCCAGGCGGCCAACUUCCAGCUAUGCACCCAGACCCGACAGUUCUACGUCUCCAUUCAGCCGCCUGUUGGGGAGCUGAUGGCUCCCGUGUUCAUGAGUGAGAAUGAGUUCAAGAAGGAGCAGGGAAAGCUGACGGGCAUGAACGAGAUCACAGAGAAGCUCACGCUGCCGGACACCUGUCGGAGUGACCACAUCGUGGUGCAGAAAGUGACUGCCACUGCCAACCUGGGUCGCGUCCCCUGUGGGACAUCUGAUGAGUACAGGUUUGCAGGGAGGACACUGACCAGCGGGAGCCUGGUCCUGCUGACCCUGGAUGCCCGGCCCACCGGACCUGCCCAGCUGACCGUCAACAGCGAGAAGAUGGUGAUCGGCACCAUGCUGGUGAAGGACGUGAUCCAGGCGCUGACGCAGUGACUCCCGCGUGCUGUGGCCCUUCUAACCUCUGGGUGUCAGUCCCUCUCUGUUUGUCUCCUCUCUCUCUCCUGCCAGCGUCCCCAUGCCACAGAGCAUCUAGGGUGCCCUCUCUGCCUCGGUCAUGAUCAGGCCCUCCCUCUCCUCUCCCCAUGGCUUCCUUAGCGACCUGUGCGGUAGAGACGGCAGCUGCCCCCCUCCCCCCC